Molecule: messenger RNA, 2025 nt
Organism: Nematostella vectensis (starlet sea anemone)
Lineage: Eukaryota; Metazoa; Cnidaria; Anthozoa; Actiniaria; Edwardsiidae
Product: band 4.1-like protein 4A
Exons: 1
Coding region: 88-1281 (397 amino acids)
Cellular component (GO): cytoskeleton
Source: RefSeq, a predicted model, not a curated record
GGGGGCUACAAAUCCGUUAGUACGCCGUGGAAGCUAGCCAAGGAGUUGGACGUGAAGCAAAAGAGAGAAAGUUUUUUUUUUCUAAAAAUGCCUCGAGAAUCUGGGUUAUUCAAGUGCCAAGUCGUUCUUCUUGAUAACAGUACUUUUACCACAAGUUUCGAGAAACGGAAGGAAACCAAGGGAAAAGAAUUGCUACGCCGUGUUUGCAUUGAGCUGAAUAUUCCUCCCCGCGACCAAGGUUACUUUGGCAUCCAGUCAACGAAAUGGGAAGAUGGAGCUUUGAGCUGGCUCGAAAUGGAGAAAGAUCUACGCUCACAGUUCCUUAAAUUAACAGGUUUCCAGUUUGCUGUUCGAUUUUAUCCUCGUAACAUUGAUCUACUUAGUGAAAUUUCGCGGGAGCUGCUAUGUUUACAAGUUAAGGAUUCUAUUAUACGCGGGAAAUUUCUGAAGCCAGUGUCAAUAGAUCAACAGGCUGUUUUGGACAGCUACUUUGCUCAGUUAAAACUUGGUGAUUACGAUUCAAAGAAAAAUUCUAAAGGGUAUCUUGUUAGGGAAAACAGCCGUUUUUUUGUGCCACCAAAUGGCCUGAACUCCGAUGGGGAGAUCAACGAAAGCGACUACGAAGAAAUAGUCAAAAAGAUGCAUAAGAAACUCAUCGGAGAGUCACCAGCGCGAGCCGGGAAUCGUUUUCUUAGAGCCGCCGAAAGCAUUCCCUUUUAUGGUAUUUGCACACACCACGGAGCAACUGACGAGAAUGGAAACUCAAUUGUUAUUGGCUGUUGCAACAGAGGGCUGAUUUUCUAUGAGGGCAAACCCGAUGGAGAACCGGGAAAGUUGUUGUCUGAAUUCGAGUGGCACGAAGUUAUCGGCGCACGUCAGCACGAGCAAAAACUUCACAUAUUAAGCUUGAAUAAUAAAGAAAAAGUUGGCGAGAAGUUAACAUUUUAUUUCCAUGGUGUGUUUGGGCAUACUUCCGCUAAAAGAGUUCUCAAGGACUUGAUUGCACACCAAAGGUUGUUUGACCAAUCCGAGAAUCUGGUUGGAGGCUACACUCGCCCAAGAUUAUUCUCGAUUGGGCGUACUAUUAAACGAUCUCUCAACCGGAAGAGAAACGCCACAUUCGAUGUGAAAAGCAACAGGCGGCAAAGCAUGUUCGGGAGGGUCAAGAGCUCACUGAAGAGGCGGAUUUCUGGGGCGGAACUUAACGAAAUAGAUGAGACCAAGCAAUCAUAUCGAGCAAGUGUGAUAACAGUAGAAGAAUGUUUGGAGGACAAUGUCUAAAUAACUCAGCGUCUUCGUUACAUAAUAAUCUCAAUAACCCCUUGCGUCGUGUUCAUUGUAAACAUCAUCUUCAUCACAAUAAGUUGUUUAACAGAACACUGAAUCGGUAGAGGGUAGGGUGGGGUUUGGGGGGAGUGGGGUGGGUUACGUUACACCCGUCGCUAACCUACCUGCCGUCAUUUUGUUACGUACAUACUUUUUAUUUGGUCUUUUUGCUAGGGUGGGACUAUUGGAAAGAAUGGUGGGGGUGGGGGGUGGGGAGGUUUCAGUCGUGCAUUUUUUUUUGUCUCUAAGACGGCCAUGAAUUUUUUUAAAUUGUUGCAUGUAUUUUGCUUCCUUACGCAUGCAUUUUAUCCAGGCUUUUAAUCGUGUAUGAAAUUUUUUUGUUCCUUACUCACCCCCACUCCCCUGAACGAGUACGUCCCUAAUUAUAAUCAUUGACAUCCCUAUCAUUAUGACUAUCCCUGUCCUUCUCAUCAUCACCAUAAUCAUCCUUAUCGUCCUCCUCAUCAUCAUCACUAUCCCAUCACCCUUACCAAUCAUUGUCAUCAUCAUUACAUCCUGAUCAUCAUCAUUAUCUUAUUAAGGAGAAGGUUUAUUCAUUUUGGCAGAAUACAAGCCUCAUUAGCUUUUGGUUACAACAUUAAAAAAUUAAAGUUGUCCUUUUUUUAUUGACAUAUAUUGAAACAUUACCUUGUUAUUAGAUGUAUAAUUUUACUGUUGAUUAAAAGUUCUGUUACAAAA